Verticillium dahliae VdLs.17 is the source of this 1841-nucleotide messenger RNA. Its product is annotated as phenoxybenzoate dioxygenase subunit beta. The transcript has 2 exons. Gene Ontology annotation, molecular function: pyridoxal phosphate binding; 2 iron, 2 sulfur cluster binding; molybdenum ion binding. The record is from RefSeq and is a predicted model, not a curated record. Lineage: Eukaryota; Fungi; Ascomycota; Sordariomycetes; Glomerellales; Plectosphaerellaceae. The coding region runs from base 1 to 1668 and encodes 555 amino acids.
AUGACGACACAGGAUAGCAAGGAUAUCGACUUAUGGUCAGAAUGCACGACCGAUAGGAUCCUCGAAGUAAGAACGAGUAAGAUGAAAAAGAUGCCCGGGCUCCAGAUUGAAAGCGGAAUCGACAAAUGUGUGUGCACCGACUCUGUGCGUGUGACCCGCUUAGGUCUCGACGGCGACGAGCAUGAUCCAACCUUUCAUGGUGGGGUGGACAAGGCUGUCCAUGGGUACUGCAGUUCCCACUAUCUGGGUUGGCAGCGUGAGUACCCGUCCGCUGCAGGUCGUUUCCGUCCCGGGGGCUUUGGCGAGAACCUCGUCACGCGCCACUUGAAUGAGCGCAACGUCUGCAUCGGCGACAAAUGGGCCGUGGGCGACUCUGUCGUACUGCAAGUCAGCCUCCCACGCCAGCCAUGCUUCAAGCUUAACCAUCGCUUCCAACUCAAGAAUUUUGCGCCGAAGACAUUUCGAUCGAGCCGUACGGGCUGGUACUACCGCGUCUUGAAAGAAGGAAACGUCAAGGCAGGAGACAGCAUGACCCUGAUUGAACGUCAGUGGCCCAAGUGGACUAUUGAACGAGGGCAAGAGUUUCUACACCGGAACCAGGAGGACCUAGCGGCGAAUGAGGAGCUGGCGGCCAUCGAAGCAAUGGGCGAGGAGAGCCGUGGCGCCUUCCAGAAGAGAGUGGCCAAGGCCAAGGCUAGAGCGAAGCGCAAGGGGGAGACGGAAAAGGGGGAAGUCUGGCGCGAGUACUACAUCGCUGAGAAGACGACGCAAACACCCCGCAUCGCGUCCUUUCUUCUCAAGCUUCGCGUGCCCAUUGACGAGGAGGAGCAACAGAUCCCCAACGGCGCCCAUGUGAAGCUCCUCCUUCCCAAUGGCCUGCAGCGGUCUUAUUCCGUCGUGUCGGGAAAUCAUCAGUGCUUUGAGCUAGGUGUUGCAUUGGAGGACGACUCGCGAGGCGGAUCGAAGUGGCUUCACAGCGUCAUACCCGGGCCGGACGCUGUGGUCCAGGUGGGCAGGUUCACAAACGACGUUCCCAAUGCUAACGCGGCGAGCAACCACGUCUUUGUCGCUGGCGGAGUCGGUAUUACAGCGUUUCUGGCCUCACUGGAGGCGUACCACAGCAUCAAUUACAACAUUGAGCUGCAUUAUGCUGUGCGUUCGGCAGAUGAUGUGCCUUUUCGACAGCGCAUUGAAAAGCUAGGCGCCAGCGUCAAACUCUACGACAAGUCCAAAGGCCAGCGCCUGGACAUUCGCGAGAUUGUGCGAACGCUCAAGUGGAAUAGCCAGCUGUACUUCUGUGGUCCGACUCGCAUGAUUGAGUCUGGUCGCAGAGCCGUCCAGGAAUUUGGCGUGGAUGAGAACGAAGUUCACUACGAAGCUUUCUCAGCAGACACCACAGGCGACCCAUUUGAUGUGGAAGUAGCCAAUCGAGCUGGUAAGAUCGUACAUGUGACUCAGGAAGAAACGCUACUAGAGGUCCUGAAGAGAGAGUUUGGAGGUGAUCAAGUGGAGAGCAGCUGCGAAGUGGGUAAUUGCGGAACUUGCAAGAUCAAUCUGAAGGAUGGGACAAUCGAACACAGAGGCACCGCAUUGACGACGGAACAAAAAGAAAGUUCCAUGCUGAGCUGUGUCAGCCGUGGAAUCGGGAGGAUUGUGGUUGAGGUGUAAGGCACCUUACCUUAUUCGUAGAGUGAAGCCAUCAUGGAGUGGAGCAAGCUGGGUCUUAUCCAUGCAUUGCUAGUGGUUGACUGGAGAAAAGCAUGGGAACUUCGACCCACCAGUAGCCUUAUCUUUUACUUCCUCAUUUUUUUGGAGCUGCCUUUUGCUCCAUUGCCCAGUUC